CGAGCCCGAGACCAGGCCUCCGCCAGAGCUCAGUCCCAAACCUUCAAGUUUGCCUGAGCCGGAGAACGACACUGAGCCCGAACACCCCUGGUACCGCCGCCGCCUCGUCUGCAGUGGCGGCACAUGCUACCCCUCCGUGUUCCCUCGCUCCGACUUCUCCCUCUCGACUCCCGGUGCAGCAGCUGCGGGCCUGAACCUUUUUGGCGGCCUGGACGACCGCGCCAAAAACGAUGUGUAUUCCAUCUCGGUCUGUGACUUCGCUGUCACGCGGCUGUACACCAUGGGAGACAUCCCGUCGACGCGCUUUGGACACGGCAGCGCAUUCGCGGGCAGCGUGGUCGUCGUCUGGGGCGGUGACACGAUGUCGGCGUCGUCGCAUCAGCUGCGCGCGAGGGCCAGGUACGAUAACGGGCUCUAUUUCCUCAAUCUCGCGAGCCGCGAGUGGACCCGGGUGUUCAUUGACGGCGCGGCACCGGUGGGGCGGCUUGGGCACACGGUCGUGAUGAUUGGGCCCCGGGUCUACGUCUUCGGCGGGCAUGCGCACGGCGAGUUCUUCAACGACAUCUGGUCCUUUGACCUGAGCACACUGAUAUCGAAGCCGGCAUGGGAACAGCUCGACCCGCCCAAAGGCGCGCCCCGGCCGUCUAGGCGCUCGGGACACUCGUGCGUUGCGUACAAGGACCAGCUCAUUAUGUUUGGCGGGACGGAUGGCAAGUACCACUACAACGAUAUCUGGGCAUUCGAUACCCGUACGCGCACAUGGUCCGAGUUCUGGUGCGGGGGCUAUAUUCCGUCACCACGCGAGGGCCACAGUGCUGCGCUCGUCGGGGACAUCGUGUACAUCUUUGGGGGCCGUGGGGUGGAUGGUGCCAACAUCGGCGAGCUUGCUGCGUUCCGGAUAUCCAACCAGCGGUGGUACAUGUUUCACAACAUGGGCCCUGAGCCAGCGCCACGGUCGGGGCACGGCAUGGUCGCUGUCGGCACGAAAGUAUAUGUCCUCGGUGGCGUGAGCGAGGACAACCUUGAUGAGACAGGCAAGGACGCGAACGUAGCUUAUGUCCUAGACACGAAUAUGAUCAAGUAUCCUAAAGCCAGACGGCCACUCCCACCUACCCCGGGGUCCCCCCCAAACAUGUUGUCUCCGCUACGGUGACACCCAGAGCCUCAUCCCUCACGAACUCUUUCCUCGCUUUCCACUCUGCCUGCACUGCGUGCUAUUCACGAAGUCGAUAUCAGCAACUCCUCCACCCACCCGUUUCUCCUCUGGCAUACCCCAUUGACCUUACGCAUAUACGCACUCACACGCUCCUUCAUCAUCAUCAUCAU
Molecule: messenger RNA, 1326 nt
Organism: Trametes versicolor FP-101664 SS1
Lineage: Eukaryota; Fungi; Basidiomycota; Agaricomycetes; Polyporales; Polyporaceae
Product: galactose oxidase
Exons: 6
Coding region: 281-1153 (290 amino acids)
Molecular function (GO): protein binding
Source: RefSeq, a predicted model, not a curated record